CUUCGAGAUGUGAAAUUCCUCUGAUCGAGAAAACUUGCCUCCCCUAUGUUGCCGCUGCCUAAUUGUUGUACACUCCAGCAAAACCAUCAGGUAGAUGGUGGAUCACUGCUGGUGGUGGUGGAUGGUUCGCAUGCUGACUAAUGCUAGCAUCGCAAGAACCUCACUCCCCAUCCCCUUCUCUAUCACUGUUGCGAAAUCCAAACCCCCGAGGAAAUCACCCUUUUCUAAGUAAAUGAAAUCGACAGCAAACACAGAUCUUGAACUUGGAGUCAUCUCAGCCAGCUCAACCUUACGAGGCUCCCCUCCUGUGCAGCCUUCACCGAGCAAGACCAAGACGCAGCCGUCUACCGCAAAUUCGAAUAUCUCAGUGCUCGCAAUCUUUUAUGCCAACAGAGCGAGUUGCAUACACUCCACUUGCAACUGCAAGAGCUGGACAAAACCCACGCAACGCACAAUGAAAACGAAAGCGGCGCGAGACCGGUCAAAUUAUUGCAACCCCACGAAUCUCCAAGCGAGCGAGCAUCAGGGCUUUACAGGAGACAACCAAGCGGAAGAGUUAAAGCAUACCGCACACGAGACGCUUCUCCUAGAGAGCCAAGUGCUGGCCCUUCGAGAAUCGGCUUCCCGAACUCUACGUGGCUUCAAACGCUGGUUCGCAUCCGCUGGUACCUCUAAGAGGGCAAUAUCCGUGUCCUGUGGGGAAAAGAUUAAUGCCUUUUCAACGAUGAGCAUGAUCUCGUCACAUCGGCACCUGUCGAGACUGAUCGCCUGAAUAAACGAUUUUGAAGGACGCGAGGUUGAUAUAAGCUUCAUAGUCGUCGGCACUAAAAUUUCUAGCCUUGGAGAUCCAGCCACAUCGACUCGAGUAAUGACCUAUGUUCUUUCCCGAACAUCGGAUACAAUUCGCCGGGGCAGUGAUAACCGCUAUUUUCAAUGCUUUAUCACUGAUUGGCGCAAUUGCAGCCCUCACAGCAGGCCAAAAAGUCCAGCAAAAGUGUGCAGA
Hyaloscypha bicolor E is the source of this 1003-nucleotide messenger RNA. RefSeq lists its product as uncharacterized. The transcript has 3 exons. Bases 233 to 772 code for a protein of 179 amino acids. The record is from RefSeq and is a predicted model, not a curated record. Lineage: Eukaryota; Fungi; Ascomycota; Leotiomycetes; Helotiales; Hyaloscyphaceae.